Messenger RNA from Raphanus sativus (radish), 3130 nucleotides. Its product is annotated as receptor-like protein 6. The record is from RefSeq and is a predicted model, not a curated record. The coding region runs from base 57 to 3104 and encodes 1015 amino acids. The transcript has a single exon. Gene Ontology annotation, molecular function: protein binding. Lineage: Eukaryota; Viridiplantae; Streptophyta; Magnoliopsida; Brassicales; Brassicaceae.
UUCUCUAAGCUGUUGUUGACCAAAAAUAAAACCAGCACAGGAGAUAAGAAGAGAGCAUGAUAAGCGCAUACUACUCAUCAUCACUGAGAUUCUUUCUUCGCACCAUUUUUCUUCUUCUCUUCCUCUCUUUAAACUUGUUCAACACUUUUGCUUCUCUUACACCGAACCUGUGCCCUCCAGACCAAAGAGAUGCACUACUUGAGCUCAAGACGGAGUUCAAGAUCCGCAAGCCUGAUGAGUUUCUUGAUUAUGAUGGUAACACCAUGAACGUCACUUCUUACCCCAAGACAGAAUCAUGGGCAAACAGUAGCAGUGACUGUUGUAACUGGGACGGUGUCACGUGCGAUACCAAGUCAGGCAAAGUGAUCGGUCUAGACCUCAGUUGUAGCUGUCUUCACGGUCGGCUAGAAUCCAAUUCAAGUCUUUUUCGACUGCAACAUCUGAAAAAUCUGAACCUUGCUUACAACAACUUCACUCUUUCUCCAAUCCCAGAUAAGUUCAAUAAACUCAUGUGGUUAGAAACAUUGAAUCUCUCUGAAUCUUCACUGAAAGGUCAUAUUCCGACAGAACUUCUUCAACUGACCAAUCUGGUGUCUCUUGAUCUUUCUGCUUCUUCCUCUGCUCCUAAUACCUACUUCGCACCUCCUCCAAGUUUGCUCUUGUCCAUUAAAAACCCACCAUUGUUUCUCCCUCUACUUGCUCAAAAAUUGAGUAACCUUAAAGCGUUGGAUAUGAGCUCUGUAAACAUUUCUUCAGAAAUCCCCCAAGAGCUUUCUUACAUGUUUUCUCUAAGAUCUCUACAUCUUAAGAACUGUUACCUGAUGGGAGAAUUUCCUAGAAGUGUUUUCAUGAUACCGAACUUACAGUCCAUUAAACUAGACCACAAUCCAGAUUUGAGAGGGGAGCUUCCUGUGUUUACUGUAAACAACUCUAUGCUGGUCUUAAGUCUUAUGGAAACAUCUUUUUCAGGUACCAUAUCUGACUCCAUCAGCAACCUCAAAGAUUUAGUUUCUUUGACACUUGCAGAAUCCAGAUUCUCUGGGAAGAUCCCAUCUUCACUUGGAGAGCUUUCUAACCUCUCAAGCCUCCUUCUUGGUUCGAAUGAUUUCACUGGUGAAGUCCCAUCUUCAAUUGGGAAUCUAAAACAGUUGACCAUCUUUAGCGUUGGGUUUAAUAAGCUCAGGGGAAACUUUCCAUCUCGACUUCUCAACUUGACCAAACUACGUGGCAUCGAUCUCGGUUCCAACGAGUUCACAGGUUCUCUUCCACCUAACAUUGGCCAACUCUCCAAACUGGAAGCCAUUUUCGUCGGUGGUAACUCUUUUACAGGAUCAAUCCCUGCAUCUCUAUUCCAAAUCUCUUCACUGACACACAUCUAUUUGGAGGACAACCAAUUCAGUGAUAUCUUUGGGUUAGAGAAUAUCUCUAUGUUACCUAAUUUACAGUUUCUCUUCCUUCACUCGAAAAGUUUCAGAAUCAGUAGUCCUCUUGAUUUAAAUCUCUUCUCUUCUCUCAAACAGCUAGUAGGACUAGCUCUCUCAGGCAUCCCUCUUUCAACAACAAACAUCACUUCUGACUCGGAUUUUUCGAGACAGUAUCGAUACUUGUAUUUGUCAGACUGCAACAUCUCUGAGUUUCCUGAGUUUAUAAAAGACCAAAGAAAUCUGGAUUCUCUAGACCUUUCCAACAACAAUAUCAAAGGUCAUGUACCAGAAUGGUUAUGGAGACUACAAGAGUUGCAAGUUGUGAAACUUUCUAACAACUCCUUAAACGGUUUUGAUGGAUCCUUGAAAACUGUACUUGGAAGUCAGAUAAAUGUGCUAGAUCUAAGCUUGAAUGCUUUCCAAGGGCCACUCUUCAUCCCAUCUACAUCUAUAACCUACUUGUUUGCCUCUAACAACAACUUCACUGGAGAGAUAUCUCAGUUGAUAUGUGGAAUAACCUCUCCUACCAUCAUUGAUCUAUCAAACAACAACUUCCACGGCUACAUUCCUCGGUGUUUAGGGACGUACAUGAGUUCUCUUACGGAUCUAAAUCUUCGUAACAAUGUCCUCAGAGGAAGUCUUCCAGACAUGUUUAUACACGCCAACAAGCUAAGGUCCAUUGAUGUCAGCCACAACAGAUUGGAUGGGAAACUCCCUUCAUCUCUUACCGGUUGUUCCGCUCUUGAAGUUCUAAACGUGGAGGGAAACGAAAUCAACGAUACAUUUCCAUUCCAGUUGAGUUCAUUGCAGAAGCUACAAGUUCUUGUCCUCCGGUCAAACAAGUUUCAUGGCAUGUUACAUCAGUCCAGUGGGGUUUGGUUCGGAUUUACUGAGCUGAAAAUCAUUGAUGUAUCACAUAACGACUUCCACGGCACGUUGCCAUCUGAUUACUUCCUGAACUGGACUGCAAUAUCUUUGAAGAAAGAUAGCACACAGCUGCGCUACAUUGGGGAUUUUCAUGACUACGGCUACUACACUUCGGUUGUGUUGAUGAAUAAAGGAGUAUCAAUGGCAUUGGAGCGGAUCCUCACAAUCUACACAGCCAUAGACUUCUCUGGAAACAGGAUCCAUGGACAAGUACCUGAAUCUGUAGGUCUAUUGAAGGAGCUUCAUGUUCUCAAUUUGUCAAGAAAUGCUUUCACCGGACACAUCCCAUCGUCUUUGGCAAACCUCACGGCGUUGGAAUCACUGGACCUAUCACAAAACAAGCUUUCUGGUGAGAUCCCUCCAAAGCUUGGGGACCUCUCUUCUCUUGGGUGGAUAAACGUUUCGCAUAAUCAGCUGGAAGGUUCAAUACCACAAGGUACACAGUUUCAACGACAAAACUGCUCUGCCUACGAGGGAAACCCUGGACUUUAUGGUCCUUCCCUUAAGGAUAUUUGUGGAGAUAUCCAUACGUCAACAUCACCGCCAGUGUCAGAAGAAGAAGAAGAUGAAGAGGAAAUUUUUAGUUGGGUAGCAGCAGGGAUAGGCUUUGCACCCGGAAUUGUAUUUGGAUUGACCAUCGGAUACAUAGUGGCUUCAUACAAGCAUGAGUGGUUGAUGAAGAUCUUUGGCAGAAACAAUCACUCAUUGGCUCAUCGAUCUCACUCUCCUAAACAUUGUUAUUUUGUCUCAUAAAGUUAUUGUAUUCAGUAUCAUGUUAU